AUGAAGCAGAUUUUGUCAGCUGCAGCUGGGUGUCUGAGAUCACUGUCAGCCUGGUGGAAUGUGCCUGCGGCGUUUGCAGGAGGGUUAGUCCACUCAGACAAGAUCGCUGCCUGCGGAGUUGCUGUGCUUGCAUUCCCUGGAUUUGUGAGAUUAACAGAGAGCCCUCCAAUGUGGGGUGAGGAGGACCUCAAGAAUGUCAAGGGAGGAGACAGACCCUCCGUCUAUUUGAUUGCAAGAUUGAUGUUACGAAAUGACAUGUGUAUGACCCCUUUAUCCACAGCUUUUUAUUUCAACCAAUAUUGUAGCUAG
Messenger RNA from Rangifer tarandus platyrhynchus (Svalbard reindeer), 309 nucleotides. Lineage: Eukaryota; Metazoa; Chordata; Mammalia; Artiodactyla; Cervidae. The record is from the annotation of a GenBank genome assembly.